AUGGCGGAGAAAAACAUAGAUGCCUUCGCCGCGAGGCUGGGCGAUGUGAACCUUGGUAGGAGAUACCUCCGCUCUUUCAUUGGGCAAGCCAUGGAGGUCCAGAAGAAAUACAACAUCGCAACAGAACUGCGGGACAACAUUGACAUUUUAUGCAAUGGCCCUACCUACCCGAUCUUUCUCAAGAAGCUCGUUCCAGUAUUCAUGAAGCUCCUUGAAGGUCCGCCUGUCUUCAUGAGCACGAACAUGGAACAUAGACUUCGGAAUUGCGUUCUGGAAAUUUUUCACCGACUGCCUAUGAGCCAUGUUGAAGCGCUCAAGCCGUACGCCACCGAUAUUGUGGAUCUCCUUAUGGGCUUGGUCCGGACGGAGAACGAGGACAACGCGAUAUUGUGCAUGAAGACCAUAAUGGACUUGGAGCGGCAUCAACCGGAGGCAACUGCGGCAAAGGUGCAGCCAUUCUUGGACCUCAUAUUGGAAAUGUUCCAGGCUAUGGAACAGGUGGUCAAGGAUACCUUUGAUGCCCCGGCGCAAGGUUCUUCGACUGGUACGACUCCGCACAACCCUCAGAACUUUCAAUCCCCACGCCCAGGGUCGCCAGCUGCUUCAGUAGGUGCGGAAUUGGGACUGGAGACCCAACAAGCUCGCCCGCUAUUGAAAGGAAUGCAGUCGUUCAAGGUUUUUGCGGAGUGCCCCAUCAUUGUUGUCUCGCUGUUCCAGGCCCAUCGUAACUGUGUGCCCGCCAACGUUAAGAAGUUCGUUCCUUGGAUUAAGAAAGUCCUUACACUACAAGCUAGUCCACAAGAGCGAGCGCAUACCGAGGCUAGCAAACGUGACGAGAUCUUCACAGGAGUUUGCAAGGACAUCAAGAACAGGGCUGCUUUUGGGGAGCUUAUUACAGCUCAGGUCAAAAUGAUGAGCUUUCUGGCCUACCUACUGCGGGUCUAUGUUCAGCAACUACAGGACUUUCUGCCGGUCCUGCCUGAUAUUGUUGUGCGACUGCUACGUGACUGCCCAAGCGAAAAGUCAUCUACAAGGAAAGAGCUACUAGUAGCCAUACGGCAUACCAUCAACUUCAACUUCCGCAAAAUCUUCCUCACCAAGAUAGAUGAUCUGCUAGACGAACGGACGCUCAUUGGCGAUGGUCUCACGGUCUAUGAAUCAAUGCGCCCUCUUGCUUACAGUCUACUUGCCGACCUCAUCCACCACAUUCGAGAAUCGCUAAGCCGGGACCAGAUUCGAAAGACGGUCAACGUGUUCUCCAAGAAUCUGCAUGAUAGUUUCCCGGGAACGAGCUUCCAGACAAUGAGCGCGAAGCUUCUUCUCAACCUGGCGGAUAGUAUUGCGGGUCUGCCGGACAAGAAGGAUGCUCGUCAUUUCCUGAUUAUGAUAUUAAGCGCCAUCGGAGACAAGUUUGCUGAUAUGAACCAUCAAUACCAGAACUCAGUGAAGCUAUCGAAGCAUUGCGAUCCGCAGUCGAUAGACGCCAUACCUGAAGACCACCUAGCGGACGCGAAGUCUCCCCCAGAUUGGGAUGAGGUUGACAUUUUCUCAGCUACGCCUAUCAAGAUGUCAAAUCCCAAAGAUCGUGGAGCCAUCCCUGUCGAGGACAACAAAUUUCUGUUCAAGAACCUCUUGACUGGACUAAAAGGCAUGUUCUACCAGCUCAAGAUCUGUAACCCCGAAGCUCCGGUUAUGGAUCCUGGCAACGCCCCUGCGAACUGGCAAGAGGUCUCACAUGGCUAUAAUGCAGAGGAAGUUGAAGUCAUCAAGAAAUUGUUCCGAGAAGGAGCUUACGUGUUCCGAUACUACAGCUUAGAGAAGCCUUUUGCCGAGGCGUCUUCUCCUGUGGAGUUUUUGACUACCAACUACGGCGUCCAGAGCGGUAAGGAAGAAAAGGAUCUCCUUGAGACCUUCGCGACCGUUUUUCAUAGCAUCGAUCCUGCAACCUUUCACGAAGUCUUCCAUUCUGAGAUACCCCUUCUCUACAGUAUGAUGUUCGAGCACCCGGCUUUACUCCAUGUUCCGCAAUUCUUCCUGGCCAGCGAGGCCACCUCGCCAGCUUUCGCAGGCAUGCUCCUUCAAUUCUUGAUGGAUCGGAUAGGAGAGGUUGGCACUUCAGACAUAAAGAAGUCGUCGAUCUUAUUGAGGAUGUUCAAGCUCUCGUUCAUGGCAGUAACGUUGUUCAACCAGCAGAACGAGCAGGUCCUGCUACCCCACGUGACCAAGAUUGUGACUCAGUCAAUCCAACUUUCCACAGCAGCGGAGGAGCCAAUGAACUACUUCUAUCUCUUAAGGUCCCUGUUCAGGAGCAUUGGUGGUGGACGAUUUGAGCUUCUCUACAAAGAGAUCUUGCCUUUACUGGAGAUGUUACUCGAGGUCCUGAACAAUCUUCUGCUGGCUGCGAGGAAACCGCAGGAGCGAGACCUUUACGUGGAACUAUGCUUGACCGUUCCAGCUCGCUUGAGCAACCUCUUGCCGCAUUUGAAUUUUCUUAUGCGACCUCUGGUGGUGGCUCUCCGAGCUGGCUCCGAUCUGGUUGGUCAAGGAUUGCGGACGUUGGAGCUUUGCGUCGACAAUCUCACAGCAGAGUAUUUGGACCCCAUCAUGGCGCCUUUUAUCGACGAAUUAAUGAUGGCAUUGUGGGAUCACCUGAAGCCAAAUCCCUAUAGCCACUUCCAUGCCCACACGACGAUGCGCAUACUGGGCAAACUUGGUGGUCGCAAUCGCAAAUUCCUUAAUGGUCCCCCGGACCUUACCUUUCAGCAAUUUGCAGACGAUUCAUGUUCCUUCGAUAUCAGGCUGGUGGGAUCGGGCAGGGACCGAUCUUUUCCUGCAAGUAUUGGCGUUGAUCUCGCCAUUGCGAAGCUAUCAGAAGUCCCAAAAUCACCACCUACGAAGAAAGCAGAUCCCUACUACAAGCAACAGGCCCUCAGAUUGAUAAGUGCGCAACUGAAGAUACAUAUAGGUUUCGACAGCUUGCCAGACGACUUUGCGCAGCUCGUACGACUACAAGCUAUUGAUCUACUGGAGGCCAAAUACGACGCGACACCCGACAUUCUGCAAAUGGCGGAUCGUGAGAAGUCUAUUCCCAAGAGAGACUCUCAACAAGAGACAUUGAAAAGGCUGCUGAAAGCUCUGAUGCUUGCAACAACAUUGCCAGAUCUUCAAGGCACGGCCUCCUUAUUACUUACCGACGUCUGCCGCCACUUUACGAUUCUUGAAGUUGGAAGAGCGCUAGCCCACAUAAAGCAAUCGAACAAGGACUUCGAUGUAAAGUCUGGCGAAGGUCUCUUGUGUCUCGACAGCCGUGUGCUAGCUGAUGCCAUUGCCGAACAAUUGUCGUCGGAUAAGGCCACUCUGAGAGAAGCAGCCGAAUCCUCUAUAUUGAUAGUACACGAGGCCGCAGCAACCAUUCUCGGAGGUCCAGAGCGGGUGGAACGACUGCCAUUCUUCUUGUACCUGGCAAAGACUUUCAGUCACAAGUGCUAUGAGGAAGACUGGUUCGUCAAAGCUGGAGGGGGCCUUGGAAUUAACAUACUCACAACAAAGAUAAACCUUGGCGAUGACUGGACAAAGGGCAGGCAACUUGAAUUUAUUCGGGCUCUCAUGUAUGUCAUGAAGGAUAUGCCUCAGGAUUUGCCGGCCAAUACGCGCGGUCAAGCAUUGAAGACUGUCGACAUCUUGCUACGCAGGUGCAACAAGGGAAUUUCCAAAGAAGAUCUAAACAACCACUCGAGCCCGCUCAUUCAUCUCUGCGCGUUCUUUGUGACCGAGCUCAUGCACAUGAACAAGCACGUCCGUGAAGCUGCUCGCAAAGCUCUUUCCAUCAUCGCCCAGGUCAUCGGUACAGAGGUCCACGAGCUCAUAGCCCCCGUCAAGGAUAGACUACUGCAGCCGAUCUACCUAAAGCCGCUCCGAGCUUUGUCUUUCGCUACUCAGAUAGGAUUCAUCGAUGCGAUAUCGUAUUGUUUGGGACUACAGCGGAAUCUAGUCGAAUUCAAUGAGAUGCUAAACAGGCUUCUGACCGAGACAAUGGCUUUGGCUGAUGCUGAAGACGAUAAUCUCGCUUCAAAACCAGCAGAAUACAAGACUGCUGAAUCUCUCGUAGCCCUUCGGGUAUCCUGCAUCCGACUCCUGACACUUGCCAUUGGCUUCUCGGAAUUUGCAGGGCAGCAGCAGACCCAGAGCCGGAGUCGGAUCAUCACGAUUUUCUUCAAAUCUCUGUACUCGAGCUCUCCUGAAGUCAUUGACGCUGCCAAUGCUGGUCUAAAGGGCGUCCUGUCCCAGACAAACAAAUUGCCGAAAGAUCUCUUGCAAAAUGGUUUGCGACCUAUCCUUAUGAAUCUGCAAGACCCGAAGAAACUCAGUGUGCAAGGGCUCGAUGGACUUGCCAGACUCCUGGCUCUGUUGACCAAUUAUUUCAAGACCGAGAUAGGCGAAAAGUUGCUCGCUCACAUGACUGUCAUUGCUGACGCACCAGUCCUACAGAAGUCAUCUUUCUCUCUUAUUGAACAGAAUCCUCAGAUGAAGGUCGUCAUUGCCACUCUCAACAUCUUCCAUCUAUUGCCGUCUACUGCCGCGCUUUUCAUGAAGGACAUGAUAGAAAGAGUGCUUGAUUUGGAGAAAUCACUUCGGAGGACCCACUUCAGUCCAUUCAGGGAGCCUCUUCUCAAGUAUGUCAAUCGUUACCCGAAAGAAGCUUGGGAUUUCUUUUCCGAAAAGUUAUCCGAAAUGAAGUACGGCCGUUUCUUUGCUCAGCUUCUUGCUUCACAGCGAAGCGGACCUCUGCGCGAAGUCCUCAUCGGAGAUAGUGAGGGACUGGCGAAGGCUUCAUUUGACCUCGAAGAUGCAGAAAAGAAGGAUGCUGCUUCUAUUAAUGCCAUUCACGCAAUACAUUCACUGGUUCAACACACAUCUGCUUGGCUUGCUGAUAAGGAGUCACUACGUCAGACCCUAAUGCGGGUUGGCAAAGAUCUCAAUCAGAAGAGAAAGAUGGACACAAUUCAUCCAGACCUACGUUUAGCAGCUGACCAGGCUGCUGAGCAGCUGAUGGAGAUUUUCGUGCAAUUUCUUGGACUGGCUCCCAAAGACUUCGACUUUUUAUUCCAGCUCAUCGACGCGGUAACCAUGGAAGAGAUCAAGGAACAGCCAUCGCUCUAUGCGUUCAUCUACAGUCAUAUCAUCUCCAAUGCUUCUGUCGACUACUGGCGAAGCCUUGUCAUGCGCAGCCUUGAGCUUUACAGUCUCCGUGGGUCGUCUCAGAGAACAAAGACUUUCGCGUUCCGAUAUCUCGUCAACCCAAUUUUCGCCAUGGACACCAUGAGAAGCCUGACAGAGACUGCUAGUUCGUUUCCAACACGUCGCCUCAUCGAUAAGAGUAUUGUUGACGCGAUUCACAACAAGAUCUGGAAGCCACCAGUACUGAAUGACGCCAAUGAAGACAAUCCACAGCCAGGCGCCGAUCAUUCGCGGUUGGAGCUCCUGCAGAUGUCAGCGCUGCUCUUGAAAUGGCACCACAGCCUUGUUUCCGAAGCGCGCAAAGAUAUAAUCAAGUUCGGCUGGAGCUAUAUUAAACUUGAGGAUAUUAUCAAUAAGCACGCAGCGUAUGUGCUCAUUGGUUUCUUCAUCGCGCAAUUUGAAACCCCCCCAAAGAUCACCCAGCAAAUAUACGUCGCUUGUCUAAAGGCACAUCAAAACGAAGGUCGCGCUCUUGUAGUCCAAGCUCUAGACUUGAUUGCUCCAGUCCUCCCGAAGCGUCUCAACGCACAAAGCGAUCCGCGAUAUCCCAUGUGGGCGAAGUGGCCUAAACGAAUACUGUCAGAGGAGAGCUCCAAUCUUCAACAACUGAUCGGUAUUUUCCAAUUCAUGGUUCGACAUCCCAGCUUGUUCUAUGAAGCCAGAGAGCAUUUUAUCCCGACCAUCAUUCCUUCGCUGUCGAAGAUCGCACAACUGCCAAACCCAUCAAACGAGCACAAGAAGCUCGUCCUCAAUCUGAUUCACAUGAUACUGGAAUGGGAGAAACGCCGAGUCCAAGCCGGAGACCGUCCAGGUUCUCAGUCAUCCGAGUCUUCGCCCGCGAAGAAGCGCAAGCUUGAGCUGCCGAACGGUGGUUCUGCGUCGCCAGCGCCGAGCUUGGGGCCUCCAUCAAAUGUUGAACGAAGCGAGUAUCAAAUUCCAACACCACUUCGGACGAUGCUCAUCAAGUACCUCACGCAGUUCAUCAGUAGUCUCCCAGAGCGGUAUCCCGUGCCCAGUGUCAAACUAAGGGAUCUCCACUCUACUACUCCCCAGAUACCUUUGCCUCCAAAUGAGAUGUGCAGAAAGGCCAUUGGCCUCUUCCAUGAUCUUCUAUUACCUGAGUACUGGUCUGACUUGGAGGUUGAUCUUUUUCCAAGGACGUCAGAGCAGAUAUUGGCUUCUGAGAAGACGGACAAGGGCGAUGACAAAACGGCCACAAGCAUCGUCAACACGCUCCAGGUCUUGCGCAUUGUGCUGAACAUCAAAUCGGAUGAGUGGAUCGUGGCACAGCUGCCCCAGAUACAGAAAUUGCUCGAAAAACCGAGCAAAAUGGACAAUCCCGAGAUACAAGACUGUCUACACACCAGUGACAGAGUCCUUGACGGCGACCGGCAGAUUCGGCCAAUGGCACAGCGGAUCAUUGAGGCUUUGCCAGAGGAGACGAGAGAAGAGGACGACAUGGAAAUUGACACGCCAGCUAAAGACUUCAUGAGCUUCAUAUCCUCUGUCGCAACGGCGACCAUGGGCGAGGGCAACCUUGUUGCAAGCAUCAACAUCUUCGAAACCAUAGCAAGAGUCAGACCCAAGGAGAUCGAAACCCACAUUCCUCAUAUCAUGCGAGCGCUGUCAACGAAGCUUGCCAAAGACCAAGUUGCUCAACCUGUAGUUCCACCAGGCAUGCAGCCAGGAAUGCGGCCUGGUGAAGGUCAGCCAGGCGCACUUGAUGAGCGAGAGAUGGAGUUGUCCAGCCAGUUGAUCUUGAAAACAAUUUGGAUCAUAUCCUCGAGGAUGGCAACCCUUGCGGAUCAAAGACGACCGUUUCUCAGCGUGCUAGCCCAACUAGUAGAGCGAUCGCAGAACACCAAGUUGUGUGAAAGAAUCCUGCAGAUGGUGGAGACAUGGAUAUUCGACUCGAGCGAUCCCUGGCCAACCUUGAAGGAGAAGACGGCAGUGCUUCACAAAAUGCUGCUCUUCGAGGCACGUCCAGAUCCGACGCUGUUGCAUAAAUUCUUGGACCUAGUUAUUCGAAUCUACGAGGACCCGAAGAUCACUAGAACCGAAUUAACAGUAAGACUCGAGCAUGCAUUUCUGAUUGGAACACGGGCGCAAGAUGUCGACAUGCGAAAUCGGUUCAUGACCAUCUUUGACCGAAGUCUGACGAAGACUGCAAGUGCCCGACUCAUCUACGUGCUCACCUCGCAGAACUGGGACACUCUGUCUGAGAGCUUCUGGCUUAGUCAAGCACUCCAGCUGAUUUUCGGCGCCAUCGACAUGAACACUACGGUUCAAUUACAUUCAGAAGACUUCAAGAUGAUGCCACCGGUUCACCUCUUCCCUGUCUCCGGCAACGAGUCUCGAAAGGAUGAUCUCAUGCUUGACGAUAAAUUCGAGGACUUCAUGGCGUCUCACAGACGUUUCUAUUCCGAUCUUGGAGAUGUGAAAGCUCGUGACAUCCUUGAGCCCCUCUGCCAGCUGCAACACACUGAUUCAGUUGUCGCCUACGAACUGUGGAUUGCAAUAUUCCCCCUAUGUUGGUCCUUGUUGUCCCGAGACGACCGAGGCGAGCUCGAAAAAGGCAUGGUAGCCCUCCUAACGAAGGACUACCAUCAACGUCAAGUCGACCGGCGGCCAAAUGUUGUGCAGGCUCUUCUGGAGGGAAGUGUUCGAGCUAAGCCGAAAUGCAAGAUACCACCUCAUGUUAUGAAAUUCCUUAGCAAAACAUACGAUGCCUGGUACAUCGCUGCAAUGUCGCUCGAGGAGCAAGUCAUGGUUUCACCCAUCGAUACCCCUACCGUUCGUGAGAGUAACUCAGACGCAUUAAUUGAAGUAUAUGCCGGUCUUCAAGAGGACGACUUCUUUUAUGGAACAUGGCGACGUCGAUCCAGAUUUGUAGAGACCAUAGCAGCCCUCUCGUACGAACAAAAUGGCAUGUGGGAUAAGGCUCAACAGUUGUACGAGGCUGCGCAGAUAAAAGCACGCACGGGAGCACAUUCAUAUUCUCAGGGCGAGUACAUGCUUUGGGAAGACCACUGGAUUUUAUGCGCGCAAAAGCUUCAGCAGUGGGAAAUAUUGUAUGAUUUCGCCAAGCACGAGAAUUUCAACGAUCUCUUACUGGAAGCUUCAUGGAGACACCUUGACACUUGGACCGGCCAAGAGAAUAUGGAACAGCUCAGCUCGAUCAUCAAAGCCGUGUCUGAUGCCCCAACACCACGAAGAACCUUCUUCCAAGCAUUCAUGUCCUUGCUCAAAUUCCACGAGAAACAGGAGCCGCCUCAAGAAUUCAGCCGCAUCUGCGACGAAUCCAUACAGCUUUCCAUUCGAAAGUGGCAUGGCCUUCCAAAGCGUAUCACCAAUGCACAUAUUCCGAUCUUGCAGAACUUCCAGCAGUUAGUUGAACUUCACGACGCCAAUGUCAUCUGCAUCAGUCUUUCGCAGACCACACAGGCCAAUCUCGAUGGCAAAUCACAGGAGCUGAAGCUUCUGCUCGGUACAUGGCGGGAUCGACUGCCAAACGUUUGGGACGACAUCAAUGCCUGGCAGGAUCUGGUGACCUGGCGACAGCAUAUUUUCGCUCUCAUUAAUCGAACAUAUCUGGGCCUUCUGGGACCUCAACAGACCAACGCCACAGGUAAUUCCUAUGCAUACCGAGGAUAUCACGAAACUGCUUGGAUCAUCAACCGCUUUGCGCAUGUAGCUCGAAAGCACCAACUGCCAGAGGUGUGCCUCGCCCAGUUAGGUAAGAUCUACACGCUGCCCAACAUCGAGAUCCAGGAAGCCUUUUUGAAGUUGCGGGAGCAAGCCAAAUGCCACUACCAGAAUCGCAACGAGUUGCACAGUGGUCUCGACGUCAUCAACAACACGAAUCUAAACUACUUUGGUCAACAACAGAAAGCCGAGUUUUUCACUUUAAAAGGCAUGUUUCUAGCGAAGCUCCAACAAAAGGAUGAAGCCAAUGAUGCGUUUGGUACCGCGUUAUACUACGAUAUUCGAUUACCAAAGGCUUGGGCUGAGUGGGGCUACUACAAUGACAUGAUGUUCAAGGAAGAGCCCACGAACAUGGAACGGGCUGCCAAUGCUAUGAGUUGCUACCUGGAAGCCGCCGGUCUGUACAAGAACGCCAAAUCACGAAAAUUGCUGAGCCGCAUCUUGUGGCUUCUAAGCAUUGACAACCCCGAGAACCGGAUAUCGCAAGCCUUCGAGGAGUUCAAAGGCGAUACCCCAGUGUGGUACUGGAUCACAUUCAUACCGCAGUUGCUUACAAGCCUUGGUCACCGUGAGGCUACCCUCGUCCGCAACGUACUGACAAAGAUCGCGAGGGCCUACCCGCAGUCCUUGUAUUUCUUGUUGAGAACGACUCGAGAGGAUAUGGUGCAGAUCAAAAAGCAACAAGAGCAGAGGCAAGAGAAGAUGAGCAGGGCCAAACAGCAACAACAAUCUCCCAACGUCAAGCACGAUCACGCUACGCCUUCUGACCGACAGGGCAGCUCAUCGCGUCCAGGUACAUCAAACGGAGAACCACUUCCAAACGGUGAGGUUAAUGGGGCAGAGCCAAAGCCAGAGCCGAAUGGAGAUGGUCCAGCAGCUCCUGAUGCAGAGCCUGAGGCCACGCCAAAGAAGCCAUGGGAACAUUCCGAUGAGAUUAUGUCUGUAUUGAAGACUACGUUCCCUUUGCUCGCGCUCUCGAUGGAGACCAUGGUGGACCAGAUACAGAAACAUUUCAAGUGUCCACCUGAUGAGGAUGCUUAUAGGCUCAUCGUCGCCUUGCUUAAUGAUGGCUUAUCUUACAUCGGACGUAACCCAAGUGCAUACGCCCAAGACUUUAAAUUACCCCCAGCCACAGAAGCGAACAUCCGCAAAUUCGCUGAGACCAUUCUACCCCCUCACAUCCGAAGCUCGUUCGAGGAGGACUUUGUUGCAAAGAAGCCCACCAUGUACGAGUACAUUCACAAGCUGCGGAAAUGGAGGGACAAGUUCGAAGAAAAGCUUGAUCGUCGACCUCAAUCAGUUAGUCUGGAGACAUACAGCAUCCCACUGAGCGAAUUCAGAUUUCAGAAAUUCGAUGAGGUUGAAGUGCCAGGGCAAUACCUGCAGCACCGCGAUAAGAAUCAGGACUUCGUCAGGAUAGAGCGAUUUUUGCCCAAUGUCGAGCUUGUACGUACCGUCGGCUUUUCACAUCGGCGGUUGAAGAUACGAGGUCAGGAUGGGAGUACACAUCCUUUCGCUGUACAGCAUCCAGCCGCUAGACACAGUAGGAGAGAAGAGCGGAUCCUACAACUCUUCCGGAUCUUCAACGGCACUUUAUCGAAGAGAAAAGAAAGUCGACGACGCAACCUUAACUUCUACCUCCCUCUCAUGGUCCCGUUCUCACCUUCACUUCGAUUAGUACAGGACGACCCUUCUUAUAUUUCACUUCAGGGAGUCUACGAAGACCAUUGUAGGCGCAAUAGCCAGAACAAGGACGAUCCCAUUCUCUUCACUAUGGAAAAGCUUCGGCCCGCGGCGCCAAACCAAAUGGAUCAAGGCCAAAGUCAUUCCCUCCGCACGGAAACUUUCACGGCUAUCCAGAGCAAAUGGGUCUCCAACGACAUCGCACUCAGCUACUUCCAAGCGACCUAUCCCUCCUAUUCCGACUUCUUCCUCUUCCGCCGCCAGUUCUCGUACCAGCUCGCUGCUCUCACGUUCAUGACCUACAUCAUGCACAUGACUGGCCGCUUCCCCCACAAGCUCUCCAUCUCGCGUGCGACGGGCAAUGUAUGGGGUUCGGAGCUCAUACCAUCCAUGAUGUCGCACAAGCCCCACUUCUUCAACUCGGAGCCCGUGCCUUUCCGGCUGACACCCAACCUUCAAAAACUCAUGGGCCCACUGGCAACUGAGGGACUCUUCUCGCCUGCCAUCAUGGCAAUCGCGCGUUGCCUCACGGAACCUGAAAGUGGCAGCGAACUCGAGCAACAGCUGUCCAUCUUCGUGCGGGAUGAAAUGAUCUUCUGGUUCACGCAGCAGCAUAAAAAUAUCCUGGCGGAAGGGGCGCUGAGGGAGACGACGGUGCAGAAUUGCGAGCUGGUAGUGAAGAAGGCGGUGAGCCUUGCGAGACCGCCAGAUGGGGUGUUGCCGGCGAAUCAGACGGUUGUAGAUUUGGUGGCCAGGGCGGUGAAUCCGGCGGCGUUGGCAAUAACCGAUGCGCUGUGGAUGGGGUAUCUGUGA
Molecule: messenger RNA, 11439 nt
Organism: Letharia lupina
Lineage: Eukaryota; Fungi; Ascomycota; Lecanoromycetes; Lecanorales; Parmeliaceae
Exons: 4
Coding region: 1-11439 (3812 amino acids)
Biological process (GO): regulation of DNA-templated transcription; DNA repair
Cellular component (GO): NuA4 histone acetyltransferase complex; SAGA complex; nucleus
Molecular function (GO): protein binding; transcription coregulator activity
Source: RefSeq, a predicted model, not a curated record